AUGGAGAGUGUUGGUGUGUACGGAUUCUGUGGGUGUAAAGCAAAGAGCAAAAUGAAGUGUGACUCAAGGUGGGAAAUAGCCGCUUCAGAAACGGCUCCCACAUCUGCGUAUUCAUCUCCAGCCCGGAGCCUUGGGGACACAGGAAUAACGCCUCUGUCUCCUUCCCAUAUUGUGAACGAUGCCGACCCCAACGUCUCAGAAGAGCAGUCGUUUCUUGUGGUGGUGGCUGUCGACUUUGGGACCACGUCCAGUGGCUAUGCCUACAGCUUCACCAAGGAGCCAGAAUGCAUCCACGUGAUGAGACGAUGGGAGGGAGGCGACCCUGGUGUGUCCAACCAGAAGACUCCGACCACCAUCUUGUUGACUCCUGAGAGGAAGUUCCACAGCUUUGGGUAUGCUGCCAGGGACUUUUACCAUGACCUGGAUCCCAAUGAGGCCAAGCAGUGGUUGUAUCUGGAGAAGUUCAAGAUGAAGCUGCACACCACUGGGGACCUCACAAUGGAUACGGACUUGACGGCAGCAAAUGGCAAGAAAGUCAAAGCCCUUGAAAUCUUCGCUUAUGCCCUGCAGUACUUUAAGGAGCAGGCGCUGAAGGAGCUGAGUGACCAGGCAGGUUCGGAGUUCGAGAACUCUGAUGUCAGAUGGGUCAUCACGGUGCCUGCCAUCUGGAAACAGCCUGCCAAGCAGUUCAUGAGACAAGCUGCCUACCAGGCAGGUCUGGCCUCCCCUGAGAACUCGGAGCAGCUCAUCAUUGCCUUGGAGCCUGAGGCAGCCUCCAUCUACUGCCGGAAGCUGCGGCUGCACCAGAUGAUCGAGCUGAGCAGCAUGGCAGCCAUCAAUGGGUACAGCGGCAGUGACACAGUAGGAGCUGGGUUUACACAGGCUAAGGAACACAUACGGCGUAAUCGGCAGAGUCGGACAUUUUUGGUGGAGAAUGUCAUAGGAGAAAUCUGGUCCGAGCUGGAGGAAGGUGACAAGUAUGUGGUUGUGGACAGUGGCGGUGGCACCGUAGACCUGACAGUCCAUCAGAUACGGUUACCAGAGGGACAUCUUAAAGAAUUGUAUAAAGCAACAGGUGGACCCUAUGGAUCCUUGGGAGUAGAUUAUGAAUUUGAAAAACUUCUGUGUAAAAUAUUUGGAGAGGAUUUUAUCGAACAAUUCAAAAUCAAACGUCCAGCUGCCUGGGUUGACUUAAUGAUUGCAUUUGAGUCUCGCAAAAGGGCGGCUGCCCCAGAUCGAACUAACCCACUGAACAUCACCCUGCCCUUCUCCUUCAUUGACUACUACAAGAAGUUUCGUGGGCACAGCGUGGAGCAUGCCUUGAGGAAAAGCAAUGUGGAUUUUGUGAAGUGGUCUUCACAGGGGAUGCUGAGGAUGAGUCCAGAUGCCAUGAAUGCCCUUUUUAAGCCAACCAUUGACAGCAUCAUCGAGCAUCUUCGGGACCUGUUCCAGAAGCCCGAGGUGUCCACUGUCAAGUUCCUUUUCCUAGUGGGUGGCUUUGCUGAGGCUCCCCUCCUGCAGCAGGCAGUGCAGGCUGCCUUUGGGGACAAGUGCCGGAUCAUCAUCCCCCAGGACGUAGGCCUUACCAUCCUCAAGGGCGCAGUCCUCUUUGGCCUGGACCCCGCAGUCAUCAAGGUGCGUCGGUCACCGCUCACCUACGGGGUGGGUGUGCUGAACCGCUAUGUAGAGGGCAAGCACCCACCUGAGAAGCUGCUGGUGAAGGAUGGCACUCGCUGGUGCACUGACGUCUUCGACAAGUUCAUCUCUGCUGACCAGUCUGUGGCCUUGGGUGAGCUGGUCAAGCGUAGCUACACCCCGGCCAAACCCUCCCAGCUGGUCAUUGUCAUCAACAUCUACAGCUCUGAGCAUGAUGACGUCAGCUUCAUCACCGACCCUGGGGUGAAGAAGUGUGGCACACUCCGCCUGGAUCUCACAGGGACCAGCGGCACAGCGGUGCCCGCCCGUAGGGAGAUCCAGACCCUUAUGCAGUUCGGGGACACUGAGAUCAAAGCCACAGCUGUUGAUAUAGCCACCUCGAAGAGUGUCAAAGUUGGGAUCGACUUCCUAAAUUACUAACCGUCCUUCCCCAUCACCUGUCCCCUUGGACGCAACUUAUCUGCAUCUGCUGACCUCAACCUUUUUCCCCUGACCUUGACCCUCACCAUUGCCCACUUGAAUUUCAGCAGGGAAAAUGACAACAACCAGGGCUAGAAAUAGUUGGAGAUUUUUGAGGGCACACUGGAGUCAGAAAAAUUAUCAGAAAUUAAGAUUACGAUUUGGGCAUAGGAAAUUAAAGGAUCCUAGGAGAACAGCUAGUUUUCAUAGGUACAAAAGUGGUGACACGGCCACCGACAAGGGGAUCAGUACAUUUCUGCAGCAGUGGUUGAGCUUGCUUUGAACAGAACUCCAUUAAACAGAAUUUAGGAUGCCCUAUUGCUAUCUUUCUAGAUUUAAAAUGAGAUCUUUGAGCCAUGAGCAGAUCUUCAGCUGAGACUCUUCUUUUAAAAUUUUUUGGAUGGCAGUCAAUAUAAAAUGUCACCCAUCUGCCGUUAAUUUCUUUUCAUUUCAUCAUGUGAUUCAAAGUGGUGAUUCAGUGGGAACUUGGAAUGUUUUUAGCUGAUCAUAGAAGACUGCCUACACUGGGCACUCUUUUAGGUUCCCAUAUAAUUUAAAUGAUGAGGUUCCAGGAAGAAAAAUCGUAGGCUUGGCUGAUCCAUUAGGAUUUGUAUGAGCAUGAAAGGUGCCUCAACUUUUCAGCAGGUGAAAACUUGCUUUGACGGAAAUGGAUAUUAAAGAGUUACUGACACAUGGCAAAUUGUAUUCUGUGAUAUAAUUCCCAGAAUGCCAAGUCCUGAUUUCUCAGUUCAUGGGUAAUUCUAGUUAAUCUUCUAGGAAUUAUGUGUGAAAAUGAGGUUGCAAUUUGUCUUGUUCACAUCACCAAGCCUGGAAGAGCCCCUCAUCUUGAAAAGCAGAGAGAUUUUAAAUUAAUCCACUUCUUCCUGCUCACCUUCAUCCCUGUAAGAAUUCUGGCCAUUUAUUCCCUUGUUUUGAAAGGAGUACAUUGUGAAAUAUGGGAAGAGAAUCUGCUCUAUGAAAUGGUUAAUUAAAAUUUUAGUUUUUAAGUCUGUUUAAAAAUAAUUUGUAAUCUACACUUGGUGAAUUAAGCCAGUUUUCUUCAAGGAAGGUCUGUGGCUCAGAAUUGCCUGGGUGUGUGUUAAAAACAGGUUCCCUUUUUCACUGAAGUUGACUCUUGGAGGAGUGACCCCAAUUUGCAUUUUUAGUGUAUACAAUAGGUGUUUAUGGUUCAACUGAAAUUUAGGAAGUUCUAACUUUAGGUUUUGUUGACCACGAACCGCCCCCUGCGGUCUUCCCCUUAGGGUCCCUUUAGGAAGAAGGCUUACACGUGAAGGUGAUUCCACACUGUGUCCUCUUGGUGUGUGGAGCUGGGGCUCCACUCCCCUUGGGGAGGCAGUUUUAACCCACCCAGGGAGGAAAAACAUUGCCAAAAAGGAACCCGAAGAACAGGGCUGCCUGAGGAACCAACUGGAGGGUCUGCAUUCUCCCCUUCCCCGUUCUCCCUUGUACAAAGACUGUUUUCUCUAACAUUCAGAAGCCUAAUGAGGAAAAAGAAUCAAGACUGACUCACAGCCCAUCUGAUCUGUUCAAAGCUGUCUUUUCCACCUGCUGGAAUUCAUGAAAUCACUGGAGGCAUGCAUAAUGAAUGAAUAGUGAAUGAGCGAAUGAACUUCCAGUGUGAGUUGGAUUCACAGACCCAUUAUCAUAGCCAAUAUGCAGAUUUUCAAUAGCAUUUCACAUUUCAUAUUAACGUGUCUUCUUUUUCAUAUCGCCUGCUGCAGAAUUUCUUACUAGAAUGUGAAACAUGAACAAACCACAGAACUAGAGAAUGCUAGUCACAUAACUUAGUAGCGGGAUUUCAUAUCCGGGCACAAAGGUGUGUUUGCUAGUGUUCUCUUGCUACCUGUUCUGCUUCAAAAGCUAAACAGUAUGGGUCUUUCUUUGGGGUUGCCAGCCAUAUUCCACAAAUAAGACUUUUCAAAGUAGUUAUGAGUAAUAUAAUUUUAUGUACAUAUAAUAUUAGAAUGUUGUACAGAAUCUUUAUUUCUACAACACGCUUUUCUUGUUUAAAAAAGAGAGAAAAUGCUCUUUAGUUUUUGUUGUUGAUAUUGCUGCCCUUGAUUUUCCAGUUUCCUUUUAAAUUGUGCUCACUAAUCAUCAAUUUGUGCUGAUGCCAAGCUCUGGACCAUGUAUGCAAGACUGAGCAAUAGACAGAGGUACCUGGGGUCGGAAUUCUCUGAACACCUGAUCCCCCUGGAUCAAGAGCUUCAAUAGACCCUUCUACGUGCACAUCCUUCCCAAAGAUUCACAGAUUACAUUUAGAGGAGCCUGCAUUCUUGUACAGACUUUGAGAGCUGAGCAAUUCUGGUUCUGUAAACAAUGUGACUGUGCAGAACAGCCUAAGAAACCUCUCAUCCUGAGGGGUCAUCAACCUCUUCUGAGGCAAAGCAAUCACCCUGAGGCUAAGUGUGGUCUGCUGUGUGUGAUGUUUUCAGUAUGCCAGGGUCAAAGGAAGGGAUCAGCUUUUCUACUGGGUUAAGUGUAAAUGGAAUAUGAUGAAGCAUCUCUUUUUUUUUUUUUUUUUUUUGGGUUAAUGUAAAACCUUUCUUGCCUUGCAUUAAUGAUGUCUCCUUUCUAACUAUUUCUCUUAAAUGAGCUGAUAGAAAUCUGUAAUGUUGGCAAAUGGAUGAUGAAGAGGGUGAUAAAUUGACUGGACUUUCUUCUGGUCACAGAGAUGCAGCCCCAGUAGUCAGACUCCUUGAAUGAAACCUUCAAUUCCAUCCCUCCCUGCCUCUACCCCCACUGAAAUAUUCUAAAAUAAGAGCACUGGAUAAGUACACUUGGACACAUAUUCUAAUCUCAGAAAGUAUCAAGAAGGCCCAUUGUCUUGACCCAUUACUCAAUUGUCCCUGGCAUGUUAUCUGAUAUUGAUGAUUCUUGGAAGCAGAACCAUCAAGAAUUUCCUUUGAAACUGCACUUUCUGUACACAGCAGGCAUUAAAUGCUGAAUGACAGACAAGUUACAGACAGGAUAGGAAAGAGGAGGAGCCAUACAAAUGUUUUUGCAAUGUGAUGGCUAAGAUGAGUUCAGAUGAUAGAGGCUGCCCUACCUUUAGAAUGUUAUUUAGAACAAGUUUAGCUUUUAGAGUCCAGGUCUGGUUAAUUGCCAGGGUAGCAAAGAAUCGCAUGCACCAAUAUAAACAGGAGUCAAAAUGCAUUAUUAGUCGAAGAUCGAACUUCACAUUGUAGAGAUGUAAUAGCUGUGAUUAAGCUGCAUAUGUUUGCUGGGAAAUGGCUUAAGUGGAUGACUAGUAUAAACAUCGGUCAUUAUGUCACACCUUUCAUCUGCUUGAAAUAUGGAACAAUAUUCUAAAAUAUCAGCUGUUGGGGUCUUAUUCACUACAAGAUAAACUCAAACUUCACAGAACUUUGCAGCAGUUCACAACUUGACAGGAUUGUGUCUGCAAACUCUCUUGUCUUCACAGAUGUCUAAUAAAACAAAAUUCUGGAUCUCA
Molecule: messenger RNA, 5590 nt
Organism: Carlito syrichta (Philippine tarsier)
Lineage: Eukaryota; Metazoa; Chordata; Mammalia; Primates; Tarsiidae
Gene: HSPA12A
Product: heat shock protein family A (Hsp70) member 12A
Exons: 12
Coding region: 1-2076 (691 amino acids)
Source: RefSeq, a predicted model, not a curated record